This is a messenger RNA of Heterobilharzia americana, 1074 nucleotides long. The record is from the annotation of a GenBank genome assembly. Lineage: Eukaryota; Metazoa; Platyhelminthes; Trematoda; Strigeidida; Schistosomatidae.
AUGAAUUACAUUAUAUGUUUAACGUUAAUUUUACAAUUAAUUGUAUCCUGUAAGACAUUCAGCAGUCUAUACAAAGAACAAGAAUAUCAAAUAGAAAGUAGAUCAUAUUAUCCUGUUUAUCAAACAAAUUACACAUAUGAUGUAGCCAAAGAAAUACUUCCAAUUAAAUUAUUAAUUAUUGCUUUAUAUUCAUGUAUUACUUUAAUUGGUGUAACAGGAAAUUUAUUAGUUGUAUGGAUAGUAUUACGUGUUAAACCUUUACAAACAAUAACAAAUUUAUUUAUUGCAAAUUUAGCAAUAUCAGAUAUUUUAAUGAGUAUAGUAGCUACACCAUUUACACCAUUAUCAUUAUAUAUGAAUAAUUGGACUUUACCAGAAAUUGUAUGUAAAUUAUUACCAACUACAAUGGGUGUAUCAGUUUAUGUAUCUACAUUGACAUCAAUGGCUAUUGCAUUAGAUAGAUAUUUUGUUAUUGUACAUCCAUUUUUACCAAGAAUGAAAAUAUGGUUAUGCUUUAUAAUUAUAUUCAUUGUAUGGAUUAUUGCUAUACUCAUUUCAAUGCCAUUAGCUGUUUAUCAACAAAAACAUUAUGAUCCUAUUACUAAUAUAUCAAAUUGUCGUGAAAAUUGGCCAAAAGAAUCAUCACGUGAAGUAUUUACAAUUGUUAGUUUUAUUUUACAAUUUAUUAUUCCAUGUAGUAUUAUAACAAUAUGUUAUUUUCGUAUUAGUUUAUUAUUACAAUCAAGAUUACAUACACAAAUUGGUAGUGGAAUAAAAACACAUUUAAAAGAAGAAAGAGAAAUUAAACGUAAACGUAGAACAAAUACAAUGUUAAUAGCAAUGGUUAUAAUAUUUGUUAUCUGUUGGAUACCAUUAAAUAUUCUAUGGAUGAUAAUGGAUAUACAUAGUGAUAAAAAUAUUAAUGAUAUACAAAAUUCACAAAAUUUCACUUUAAUCUUUUUUAUCUGUCAUUUAUUAGCAAUGAGUAGUGCUGUAUAUAAUCCAUUUUUAUAUGCAUGGAUGAAUAAUAAUUUUCGUAAAGAAUUUCAUCAUAUUAUACCAUGUUUUUUUUGA